AUGUUUGUCCGCAUACUGGCUAUGGACGCAAGGAUUGCGUCUUUAGAUUGUGAUAACGGCGAAUCACUGUGGCUGGAAUCAGACGAGUCUUCACCCAAACAAGAGUUGCAUUUCCACAUCUCAUUGAUAAUUAUUGAUCUACAUCUGUCGAAAAUGGAAACGCCAGAAGUUAAUAUGGAAGACUAUGACAGCCUAGGAUGUCUCCAUGACAUUUUUCGGAGGCAAGUGAGGAAAACUCCGUAUAAUUUGGCAGUUGUUGAUGGCAGCACUGGUGAAGAAUAUUCCUUUACAGACCUUGAUUAUUGGAGCGACAGUUUAGCAGUAAAACUUGGACAGUGUGGAGUCGGAGUGAAUACGGUGGUUGGAAUAUUAAUGGACAGAUCUUGGCAGUAUGUUGUCUCUGUUUUGGGCAUAUUGAAAGCUGGAGGUGCCUAUCUUCCUCUUGAGGUAUCUUACCCUCAGCACCUACUGGAUUCUGUGCUAGAAGAUGCAAGACCAAUCGUAGUCUGUACCAAAGGAAAAUUUCUUGAUCGCUUUCAUAAAAUGGAGAAGAGUCGUGUAAUUGACAUGGAUAAAUUUGAUGAAUAUAUCAAAUGGCAUGAUUAUUGCAAUAAGAUGACAUCGGCCUCAGUGCCAGUUUCACUGGAUGAUAUGGCCUACAUUGUCUACUCCUCAGGAACAACUGGCAAGCCAAAGGGCAUUCGGUGCCCCCACAGGGGUGCAGUGUUCUCUUAUACGUGGAGGCACAGGGCUUAUCCCUAUAGGGAGGACGAUCGCGAAGCAUGCAAUGUUUUCUUUGUAUGGGAAAUGCUCAGACCGUUGAUCAAAGGAAUUCCAUUGUACAUAAUCCCAGAUGAUGUAAUCUAUGACCCCAAAAAAUUGGUUGAUUACCUCCAAGGAAAUGCAAUAUCUCGUAUGCUAUUCACUCCAUCAUUGCUACAAGCUGUCUUGGAGUUCAAAGGCUUGGAUUUGAAAGGAAAGCUGAAAUCCAUGAGGCAAAUCUGGUUGUGCGGAGAAGUGGUUACAACAAACCUGCGGGACAAGUUGUGUCACUUGUUGCCAUGGAUACAACUGCUCAACCUCUACAGUAUUUCCGAGUGUCAUGAUGUGGCCAAUGCCGAUAUUUCGCUAUCAGUGGCAACAGGAGAGGCGGGAAAAUUUUGUCCCGUGGGUAAAUUGCUACCAAAGGUUCAUGCUGUCAUCAUGGAUGAACACCAAAACGUCAAAGCUAUAGGAGAACCUGGAGAGAUGUACAUAGGCGGUCCAACACUGGCGUUAGGCUACCUGAACCGACCUGACCUGAACGCGACCCGCUUUAUAGAGCGACCGGCGCAUGUGAGUGCGUGUGUGGGGCAGAGACUGUACAGGACCGGCGACUGGGGAUUCCUGCUCAGCGACCGCACCCUGCACAUACAUGGUCGUUGCGACACCACUGUGCGCAUUCGCGGAUACUCUGUUGAACUGCAGGCUAUAGAGAGGACAUUACUAGAUCUAGCAUUGGUGAGUUCAUGCUGUGUGCAGGCAUAUGGAGAGGAAGGCACUGACAAGUAUCUAGUCGCUUACGUUGUUCAAGAACCUUCAACCAAAUUGAAUGUUGGUGAAGUGGGCCAAGCACAGAACAAACUGCGCAAUCUGCUCAAAGAGAGGCUGCCUCUCUACAUGAUACCGUCCAAAAUCAUCUUUCUUGACGAAAUUCCGAUUCUGGAAGCCUCUGGUAAACUAGACAAGAAGAAGCUAGCUGAAAGUGAGAAGGAUUUUGAGCCAGGCUCGCUUCUCUUGGAUGACCAGAGCAUGUCACCUACUGAGAAACUCAUUGCAUCGGUCUGGUGCAACUGUUUGAAUCUGAUGACUGUCGAUGUUAGCGAGAACUUUUUCGACUUGGGAGGACAUUCAUUGGCUGCGACUAGAGUAGUGAGUGAAAUCAAUGAGAAACUCAAUAAAAACCUGGACACCAGCUCAAUAUUCUUGUACCCAACUGUACAGAGUCUGGCGAAAUUUGUGCUGGGAAAUGGAGGCAGUGAGAAUAUCAAGUUGGUUGAAGAGUUGGACUCCAUUCACAUUUCUUACCCUUCAGAACUUUGCUUCUUAUACUGCAUUGUUCGGAAAAAUCCAACAUCCUCUGCAAUGGAUAGAGUGAUUGAGGCUCAGAAACGUUUUGGAUUGCCUGAAGUGGAUGAAAACCUUAUGGAAAGAGUCAUUGCAAUCGAUGGUGACGUAUCUCUGCUCAAUUUCGGCCUCUCUGAUGAUACCUACAAUUCCCUUGCACCGGAAAUAGAUUUCAUAAUUCAUGCAUCGGCUAAAGUCAAUCUGAUAUUUCCGUUUCACUCACUGUACAAGGAUAAUGUGACCGCCACCAAGAAUAUCAUUGAGUUCGCCCUUCACAACAAAGUCAAGCCUGUACAUUACAUAAGUACAAAUGCAGUAUUUGCCGACGGUAUGGUGGGUUGCGGUGAGGACAGUGACAUGUUUGCACAUGUGGAUCGUCUUCAAAGUGGUUACGGCCAAACUAAAUGGCUGGCCGAGCAACUUGUGUUGCGCGCUGCUAAAUCUGGAUUGCCAUGUGUUGUUUACAGAUUUGGCAAUCUAUCAGGCAGUACUAAGGUAGCCAGUUGGAAUCCGUCAGAUUUCACUCUGUACAUGAUCCAGGGUGUCAUCAGAACUGGGGCAGUGCCUGACAUCAAAUGGAAGAUGGAAGUGACGCCAAUUGAUUUUGUGCAAGAAAUGUUUGUGGAGUUGUUUCUGGAUCUGAAUAGCUCGAUUGGAAAAAUCUACCAUUUUGUCAAUGAAGAUCUACUCCCAUGCAAAGAAUUGUGGAAACUAAUGGAGAGAAGGGGCUACAAUUUGAAAUCACUGCCUUACAACGACUGGGCCAAACAAGUGCAUGCUAACGAAGACUUGAAACCUCUGUCACAUCUACUUCAAUCGUUGAUCAAGAAUGAAAAUUACUUCACUAACUUGUCUGAAUUCAAAAAGGAGAGACUGAACAGUUUCAUUGAGAAGAGAAAGGUGACAUACCCGGUAGCCGAUGCUGAGCUCUAUAGCAAAUACCUUGACCAUCUCCACCAAUUGGGAUACAUUCCAGUGGCCUCUAACAGUCCCAGUAAGUCAGAUGCGAGUUCUGUGGUGGACAAAGAUCUGAGCGGCAAAAUAGUUUUGGUGAGUGGAGCUUCAUCAGGUAUUGGAGCCGCCAUUGCCGAGAAGCUGGCUCUGUGCAAUGCAAAGGUCGCCAUGUUUGCUAGAAAUUUAGAGAGAUUGGAGAAUUUGAAGAAAAAAUUGGAGCAGGCUGGAGCUAGCCAAGUGCUUGCUAUGAAAGUUGAUGUCACUAGUACUAGUGAGGUGAAAAAUGCAGUAGAAAUGAUAGAACGGUUGUGGGGUCCAGUGGAGAUUCUGGUGAACAAUGCCGGCUGCAUGUAUUACCAGCUGAUGAAGAACUGCGACGUUGCCAAGUGGUGCGAGAUGAUCGAUGUCAACUGCAAAGGAUCGCUCAACUGUCUAGCGGCUGUUCUCCCCAACAUGACGCAAAGGAAAUGUGGCCACAUUGUAAACAUCACAUCCGAUGCUGGCAAAAUUUCAUUUCCGGGUCUAUCGGUUUACUCAGGCACCAAGUUUUUCAUGGAAGCAGUCAGCUCAGGUCUAAGAAAAGAAUCGAUCGAUGAUAAUAUAAAAGUGACAUGCAUUCAGCCGGGUGAUGUGGCUACAGGUAUCCGAACUAAUAAUGUCAGUGAACAAGAGGCAGUGGACAAGUAUGAUUUUUCCAGCAGCAUGGAAAUUCUGAACCCGUCAGAUGUGGCUAACGCAGUGGUGUUUGCUUUGAAGCAGCCAUCCUACUGUUCAAUCAACGAAAUAUUGAUUGAACCCCAACAGGGACCGAUCUAAUAUCUCAUUAUAUAUGUUUUUGAAACAGUAUUCAUGACAAUACCACGGAGUCUGACUUAAUAUUGUAAUUAGUAUCUAUGUUGAAGUGUUUCUUCUAGCUUUUUAACUAUAAUGUUGUAAUACUCUAAUAAAAUUAGAUCCUAUAUUUCUUCUUAAAAUGUAUGAGAUCAGGCUACCUAUUUUAUUUAUAAAAUAAUAGUUAUAAUUUCUGUGAUUACCAAUGAAUUGCAACCAGAGGAGUUUACUAGCAAAACAAAUACAUAAUUAUUAUAAAAUAAAUAAAACAAUAUAAAAUCUUAAAGCACGUACCCUUUAUUUUUUAAAAAAACUUUAAAAUAGUUUAACCAUAGGUCAUAAUAUGACCUAUAUAUAUGACCCAUAUUAUGUUAAUAUG
Messenger RNA from Nilaparvata lugens (brown planthopper), 4270 nucleotides. Its product is annotated as linear gramicidin synthase subunit D. The coding region runs from base 1 to 3876 and encodes 1291 amino acids. The record is from RefSeq and is a predicted model, not a curated record. NCBI's taxonomy places the organism in Eukaryota, Metazoa, Arthropoda, Insecta, Hemiptera, Delphacidae. Gene Ontology annotation, molecular function: oxidoreductase activity; phosphopantetheine binding. The transcript is spliced from 24 exons.